Messenger RNA from Gastrolobium bilobum, 3289 nucleotides. RefSeq names its product auxin response factor 8-like. The record is from RefSeq and is a predicted model, not a curated record. Lineage: Eukaryota; Viridiplantae; Streptophyta; Magnoliopsida; Fabales; Fabaceae. Gene Ontology annotation, biological process: regulation of DNA-templated transcription; response to hormone. Gene Ontology annotation, molecular function: DNA binding; protein binding. Gene Ontology annotation, cellular component: nucleus. The coding region runs from base 544 to 3066 and encodes 840 amino acids. The transcript is spliced from 14 exons.
GUGCAUUUGUUCAAAGCCAAAAAUCUUCACUUGGUGUCAUUCGAUAGUGAUAUGCCACAAAAGAGGGUCUUUGGUUUUCAACACUACACUUCAUUCUUAGCUUUUCAUGGCGAUCUCGAAGGACGUGCAACCGUUGCAGGUUAACUCCAAUUGGGUUUUGCUUCUGGGUCAUGGCUUUGCUUGAAAUUUGCAAAGAAAAGGAAAAAAAAACUUUUUUUUUUUUUGGGUGUUAGCUGUUGUUGUUGUUGUUGUUAGUGUGAAGAGUUAGUUCUGGGGUUCUUACUAAAGUGAUAGUGGUUGGUUGUUCUGAAUUUGUUAGGAUGUUGUGGAUUUGGGUUUUGUUUGAUUUUUUAAGGUGAUGUUGUUUCUGGGUAUGGAGUGCAUUGGAUAGGUGUAGGAGAAGAUACUGGGGAAUGCAAUGGCUUGAGGCAAAUUGAAGAUAGUGUGGCUUUGAGCUAGGGUUUCAUAUAUUUAUGUAAUUGUCAAUUAUAUUGUGUCUUUAAAUAAAAGAGUAAAAAAUAAAAGAAGAUAGAGCUUGAUGAUAUGAAGCUUUCAACAGCAGGAUUGGGUCAGCAGGGACAUGAAGGAGGGGAGAAGAAGUGUCUGAAUUCUGAGCUAUGGCAUGCAUGCGCAGGGCCCCUGGUGUCCCUACCAACUGCAGGGGCUCGUGUUGUUUACUUCCCUCAGGGUCAUAGUGAGCAGGUUGCUGCCACAACUAACAGAGAAAUUGAUGGGCACAUACCCAAUUACCCGAGCUUGCCACCACAGUUGAUUUGCCAACUACACAAUGUAACAAUGCAUGCAGAUGUUGAAACAGAUGAAGUAUAUGCUCAAAUGACCCUACAGCCAUUGACUCCGCAAGAGCAGAAGGAUACAUUUCUUCCCAUGGAAUUGGGCAUUCCAAGUAAGCAGCCCUCAAAUUACUUUUGCAAGACAUUAACGGCCAGUGACACUAGCACUCAUGGAGGGUUCUCUGUUCCUCGUCGUGCUGCUGAGAAAGUUUUCCCUCCACUGGAUUUUUCACUGCAACCUCCAGCACAAGAACUAAUUGCUAGGGAUCUCCAUGAUGUUGAAUGGAAGUUUCGACAUAUUUUUCGGGGACAGCCAAAACGACACCUUCUUACAACGGGCUGGAGUAUAUUUGUUAGUGCCAAGAGACUUGUGGCUGGCGAUUCUGUGCUUUUCAUAUGGAAUGAGAAGAAUCAGCUUCUUUUGGGAAUACGUCGUGCCAUUCGACCACAAACUGUAAUGCCAUCAUCAGUAUUAUCCAGUGAUAGUAUGCACAUUGGACUUCUUGCAGCGGCUGCCCAUGCUGCAGCUACUAAUAGCUGUUUUACUGUUUUCUAUAAUCCAAGGGCUAGUCCAUCUGAGUUUGUCAUACCACUUUCAAAAUAUAUCAAAGCUGUGUACCAUACACGUAUUUCUGUUGGUAUGCGUUUCAGGAUGCUUUUUGAGACUGAAGAGUCAAGUGUGCGCAGGUACAUGGGUACCAUAACUGGCAUAAGUGAUCUGGAUCCUGUUCGGUGGCCAAAUUCUCAUUGGCGCUCUGUCAAGGUUGGUUGGGAUGAAUCAACAGCAGGAGAGAGACAGCCACGAGUAUCAUUAUGGGAAAUCGAGCCUUUAACAACAUUCCCAAUGUAUCCAUCACUAUUUCCGCUUAGGUUGAAACGCCCAUGGCAUCCUGGCACCUCAUCUUUGCAUGAUGGCAGCGAUGAAGCAACUAAUGGGUUAAUGUGGCUGAGAGGUGGACCUGUAGACCAAGGUCUCAAUUCCCUAAAUUUUCAAGGCACUGGUAUGUUGCCCUGGAUGCAGCAAAAACUGGAUCCAACUUUACUAGGAAAUGAUCAGAAUCAACAGUACCAAGCCAUGUUAGCAGCUGGUUUGCAGAACCUAGGUAGUGGAUAUCUCAUGAGGCAACAAAUGAUGAAUUUUCAACAGCCUUUCCAAUAUCUUCAACAAUCCGGAAACAAUAAUUCUCCUUUGCAACUUCAGCAGCAGCAAGCAAUUCAACAAUCAGUGUCUUCUAAUAUGCUGCAGCCACAAGCCCAAGCACUCACAGAGAACCUGUCUCAGCACCUCCUUCAGAAACCACAUAACAAUCAAGAUGUCCAAGCACAACAGCAGCAACAUAAUUAUCAAGAUACGCUUUUAAUUCAAAGUGAUCAGCUCCAUCAGAGACAACAAUCCAGUGUGCCUUCACCAUCAUAUUCAAAACCAGAUUUCUUGGAUUCAAGCAUAAAGUUCCCUGCUUCGGUUUCCCCUGGACAAAACAUGCUUAGUUCACUUUGUCCCGAAGGAAGAGGCAGUCUCUUGAAUUUAUCGAGAAAUGGUCAGUCCUUACUGACUGAACAGUUAUCCCAAUCACCAUGGACACCAAAGUAUGCACCUAUGCAGGUCAAUGCCUUUGGCAGCACAAUGUCACAUGCACAAUAUUCUGGAAAAGAUUCUGCAAUGGUGCCACCACAUUGUAAUUCAGAUGCCCAAAAUCCUACUCUCUUUGGUGUCAAUAUUGAUUCAUCAGGCCUUCUACUCCCCACCACUGUCCCUGGUUAUACCACUUCAUCUGCUGAUACUGAUGCAUCAACAAUGGCAAUAGGAGAGUCUGGAUUCCAGGGUUCUCUCUAUGCAUGCAUGCAAGAUUCAUCAGAGUUUUUGCAAAGUGUAGGGCAAGUUGACCCACAAAACCAGACCCGAACAUUUGUCAAGGUUUACAAACCAGGGUCAGUUGGGCGCUCACUUGACAUCUCACGGUUCAGCAGCUAUCAUGAACUGCGAGAGGAGUUGGCUCAGAUGUUUGGAAUCGAGGGGAAGUUAGAAGACCCUAGAUCAGGCUGGCAGCUUGUAUUUGUCGACAGGGAGAAUGACAUUCUUCUCCUUGGAGAUGAUCCGUGGGAAUCAUUUGUCAAUAAUGUAUGGUAUAUCAAAAUACUUUCACUUGAAGAUAUUCAGAAGAUGGGAGAGCAAGAAGCCCUUGCUCUCAGUUCAGGACAAAGGCUAAAUGGCAGUGGUGCGGAAUCUCACGACAUUGUUUCUGUACCAACAUCAAUUGGCUCAUUUGAAUACUGAGAUAGUUUAAGAAUGUAUUCCUUCAGUUCCCACGUUCAAGACAGUUUCUACUUGUUUAUUACUUCCGUUUUUUUGUAUGAUUUGAAGAAAAUAUACAUUAUGAUACGAAACAUAGGACAAGCUUUUGUGCCAAUAUGAACUUAGCGAACCACCAACUAGAAUUAGUGUUAUUGCUGUUUUAGCAUUUGAUUAACCUCUUGCAUGAACUAAUUAAUUUCCUGUU